AUGGCGACGCUCGAAGGGUUAUUAAAGUCGAUCGAAAACAAAAUACGAAUGCUGGAGUUCACAAGCGAAGAUAUUCCAAGCGUACUAGACAAGAAACACGUACCUACGAUGGAAAGAAAACUAAAAACUUUAAACAACAAACUACAGGAAGUCCAUGACCUUGAAGUUCAAGCACAAGAAGCGAAACUAGAAAAGGACGAAAACCCAAGCGAGAUACGAAAAUGGAGCGCAGAGAUUGAAGGCGAGGUAGCUAAAUUCGAGCAAAGCGUGCAAGAAUUACAAGAAGCAAUUAAACGAGCAAACCAGACCGAGAUAGAGCAAACGAAAAUGCAAGAGCAAGAAUUCGCGACGAAGCUACGAGAACAACAAUUCGAACAGGAAAUGAAAUUCGAACAGGCUAAAUUACAACAAAAACUACAAUUCGAGAAAUCACAAUUAGAGUCUUCAAAAAAGCAAGAGAAUGAAGCGAAGGCCCAUACGAAGUUGCCAAAGCUUGUUAUCACAAAAUUUAAAGGUGUUGCGACUGACUGGCUGAGAUUUUGGAGCCAGUUCGAAACGGAAGUGGACAGGGCGGAAGUUGCACAGGUAACCAAAUUUUCAUAUUUAAAAGAAUUACUCGAGCCUAAAGUACGAACGACCAUAGACGGACUACCUUUUACAACUGAGGGGUAUGAAAGGGCCAAAAACAUUUUAAAAACUAAAUAUGGAAAGACCAGUGAGAUUGUCAAUGCGUACGUACUGAGUAUUUUAUCCUUACCUACUAUCAAAGGAGCUGUCUCAGCAAAAAUUCAUGAUUUUUAUGAGAAGCUGGUAUCUGGCGUCCAGUCGUUGGAAACACUGGGAAAAAUCAAGGAAGUAAAUGGCUACGUACGGGCAACACUAGAUAAACUAGAAACUAUCAGAGGAGACCUAGUCCGCACUGAUGACAAUUGGCAAGACUGGGAGUUUCAAAACCUGAUUGAGGCACUGCGCAAGUGGACCGAGAGAAACCGAAUUAAACAAAUUGAUCGAGAGAGUGAGAAGGAGCAGAUGGACCGAAGAAGACGUGGGAGAAAUUAUCAGACCAAAAACGAAGAAUGGAAACCUAGACCAUGCGUAUACUGCGAGAGUGAUCCAGGGCCUUUUUUAAGGAUUUUCCCGUGGGGGGGCAUUUUUUGAAAAGGGACCUUUCUGUGAGAUAAUAUAUUAGAGGGGGAUAGCAAUGGCUGAAAGCCACGUGUGUGGCAAAUAUACCACGCAUGAAUGGGGGGUCUGGUGGUGUACUCCCCCAGAAAAUUUUUGAAAUUUGACUCCCGGAAAUGUCAUUUCCUGAAUUCUGAGCAUCCAAAUUUGCUCCAAAAUUUAUCCUAACUAUACUUGUAUUUGAAAUAAAUAAAGGAAGAAACACACAAAAGGUAAAAAAAAAAUAACCAUCAUUUAUCAUUACUUAUUAGAGGAGGAUAGCAAUGGUCAGGUGUGUGGGGUGUACUCCCCCAGAAAAUUUUUGAAAUUUGAAGCACGGAAAUGCCAUUUCCUGCAUUCUGAGCAUCCAAAUUUGCUCUAAAAUUUAUGCUAACUAUAGUUGUAUUUGAAAUAAAAGAUGGAAAAAUGCACAAAAAGUAAAAAAGAAUAUUAACUGUAAUUUAUCAUUACUUAUUCGGAGGGAUAAUCCCAAGAAAAUUUUUGAAAUUUGAAACCGUGAAAUGCUAAUUCCUGCAUUCUGAGCAUCCAAAAAAUAAAAAAAAAUAUUAAAAAUAAUUUAUCAUGACUUAGUGGUAAAAAAGUAACAAUUUAAAUCGAUUUUGUUAAACAAGAACAAAGGAUAAAGCCUAAAAUUACUUUCCGUUUAUCUAUUUGUUAAUCUUCGCUGGAUUGUUUGUAUAAUUUUAGGAAAAAGGGACUUUUCCUGGGGGGGGCAAAAUGUGAUUUCGUGGGGGGGCACAAGGGGGGACUGGGGGGGCAAAUGCCCCCCCAGCUUGUAUGUUAAAAAAGGCCCUGGUUAAGUUGACAGUUGCUAGUUAAGUUAACAUUUAAGUUGCCAGUUAAAGUUGAGAUAGUUGCCUGCUAAGUUGACAAUCGGCAGUUACAAUUGACAGUUAAGUUGACAAUUUCGAGUUAAAGUUGAGAGUUAAGUUGACAGUUAAGUUGACAAUUGCCAGUUAAAGUUGACAGUUAAAUUGACAGUUAGGUUAGCAGUUAAGUUGACAAUUGCCAGUUAAAGUUGACAGUUAAGUUGACAUUUAGAUUCGCAGUUAAGUUGACAAUUGACAGUUAAGUUGACAGUUAAUUUGACAAUUGCCAGUUAAAGUUGACAGUUAAGUUGACAGUUAGGUUCGCAGUUAAGUUGACAAUUGACAGUUAAGUUGACAGUUAAGAUGACAAUUACCAGUUAAAGUUAACAGUUAAGUUGACAGUUAGGUUGGCAGUUAAGUUGACAAUUAACAGUUAAGUUGACAGUUAAGUUUACGGUUAAAUUGACAGUUAGGUUGACGAUUGCCAGUUAAGUUGGCAGUUAAGUUGACAGUUGCUAGUUAAGUUUCCAGUUAAGGUUACAGAGCACCUUCGAGUGUUAAUUUUGCCUAAAAUUGUUUUAUUGGUUUGGAUGAAAGGAUGAGACAAGUUCUACUAUCUGACCAACUUUGAACGAAAAAUGUUGAAAACUCGCAGAGUUAUUGAAUAAAUAUACAUUUCGCUGCAAUAAGAAAAACAUUGAAAAUGUAAUAUUCAAAUUCAAUUUUCUCACAAACGUUUUUACGGUAAUUACUGAUUUUCAAACGAGUUAUGCUCCUUCGGGUUUUAACCAAUUUUUCUCAACUGUUCACAGGACAUAGCUAAUUAAUACGUCAGUUUCAAAAUUAUGUUCGGCUUUUUUUUAAUUUUGGAUAUUUUAAAAAUAAAGAGCAAUUCACUCAAACAAUUCAGGAAUAUAUUGCAGUCGUCAAAGAAAUCGCCAUAUCAGUGGAAUGACGAAAUAAACAAAAAUUUCCGAACACAAUUUUUUAGGACAACUACUUUAGAGUAUAAAAAUGAUAUUUUCAUAAAUAUAACUUAAAACCAGCAGGAGCACUACUCAAAAGCGUAUAAAGGUACCGCGAUUUAUGAUUUUCCUGAAUAAAGUCUUACAUUAUUUUAUUGCUUGUUAAUUUUACAACUUUACCAUAUUUUGCAUGCACUGGAGAACAUUUGGUGAAAAUAUGAUGAAAAUCGGACUGAUAUUGAGCGCGCAGUAGCGAUUUUCCGCAAAACGCCAAAAAGGGUGUCCUGGAACCUUAAGUCGCCAGUUAAAGUUGAGAGUUAAGUUGAGAGUUAAGUUGAAUGUUAAUGUUGAGAAUUAACUUAGAUUGAGCUAGAGAAAAGAUUUGUGAUUAAUUGUUUCUACCCCAGGUCAAGCGCAUACGAUCUAAUCAUUGCGUAUAAUCAUACAAUUUGUGAGUCGACAUCGAAUUUGACAACAGGAUAACGAGCAUAAAAUAUCGAUGGCUGCAGAAAAAGCAAAAGAGGAGAGCAAGAAAGCAGUUCUAGCAGUUUCAGGGUCGCUCGAUAAAUGA
Paramuricea clavata is the source of this 3527-nucleotide messenger RNA. The record is from the annotation of a GenBank genome assembly. NCBI's taxonomy places the organism in Eukaryota, Metazoa, Cnidaria, Anthozoa, Malacalcyonacea, Plexauridae.